Acanthopagrus latus (yellowfin seabream) is the source of this 5580-nucleotide messenger RNA. RefSeq lists its product as uncharacterized. The transcript is spliced from 8 exons. Bases 669 to 2192 code for a protein of 507 amino acids. The record is from RefSeq and is a predicted model, not a curated record. Lineage: Eukaryota; Metazoa; Chordata; Actinopteri; Spariformes; Sparidae. Gene Ontology annotation, molecular function: phosphotyrosine residue binding.
AAAACUACAUACUGCUCCUUUAAACCACCCAACGUUCCUGAGGAUUUCAAACCAUCCUGUGGCGCUUGCCGGCGCCCCAAAGUGGAGUCAGGGACCAACAAUUGUCCCAUGAAUCUUAAAGAUGUCGUCAUUUUGCUCUUCAUCCUCUCACAUCUCGCAGCCCACACCGAGUCUCCACCCGGGGGAUCCGUGAGACGAGCCGCCCGGCAGCUUGAGGCUCGGUCGGAGAUGCCGCUGUGACUGGUCUGUACAGAAGUCAGUGAGAGUUUCACAAGUCCGGUAGGUGGCAGUGAAUGUUCUCAGGUAGGCAGGGCAGGUUGUGUGUGUGUGUGUGUGCGCGCGCCUGUGUGCGGGGGGGCGUGUGUUGCUCUUCCACAAACGCUCCCAUGUUGCGUAGCGUGGGAGACCUGAAGGUGGAGAGAGCUGAAGGUGGAGAGAGCUGAAGGUGGAGGAGCAGCCUGAGCAGAGAGUUGACGGGAGCCGCGGCGGAUCAACCAAAGUGCCUCCGGCCGCGCAACGAGACUGGCGACGCGCUCCGACAGCGGUCUGCUGGCCGCGGCUGACCCGAGGAUCCGCGCUCGGCACCGACACACACACACUCGGGCUCCGCUGGCAGGGAAGCUGGAACCAAACUACAGUCGGUGACUUGAGAGCGAUGCACUGGCAGCAUGGCCAAGUGGUUCAAGGAGCACCUAGGAUUCAAAACUACCAAAGCACCCCCUCCGGCGCCUCCGAAACCGGACUACAGACACUGUCACACCGGUGUGCCCGGCACGCCUGGCUACCAGCAAGCGAGCUCCGGGGCCACUUUCCCGAGCCCGGCUCAGCCGGACAUCCUCGCUGCCUACAAACUACAAAAGGAGCUGGACUUCGAGGACCCGUACACUCCAGGUGGAAAUAUUUCGUUCGGCUCGAGCUUGAACACUGUGGGGUCGCCGGAUAUCAAGUAUGUGUCCCCGAAACACCGACUCAUCAAGGUGGAAACAAUCGAAAAGAGCAGCCCGGCUCCGGGCGGCGGCGUCACGGUCACACAGGCUGUUGCCGUGGGGAGCGUGAAGUCUCCGACCUCCCCUCCGUCGGACCACGACAACAAGGAGAAGCUCAUUAUCCUUGAAGACUACGCGGACCCCUUUGAUGCCGAGCAGGCCGGCGGUGGCGGCGGCGUCACUCAGACCAGCACGGAGAAAGUGACGACCGAGAACGAUGGCUACAUGGAGCCAUACGAGGCCCAGAAGAUGAUGGCAGAAAUACGAUCCAGCGGAAGAGCACCCAAGGAGGGAUCGGUGAGGCAGCUGCCCCUGUACGACACGCCGUACGAGCCGGCCGAGAACGGCGGGGACUCGGACCCCGAGCGCCUGCGCUGCCCCCGAGAGAGCCGGCUGCCUCAGGAUGACGAGCGACCCCCUGAGGAGUAUGACCAGCCCUGGGAGUGGAAGAAGGAGAGGAUUUCCAAAGCCUUUGCAGCUCUGCUUUGUUAUGACUGCAUUAGCUACGAGGGCUCUGUAAGUGACACUGGAUCAGGUCCCCACGGAGGAAAGGACUGCACCUCUAAAUCUCUCACAGUAGAGAUUAAAGUGAUCAAGGACCUACCGUGGCCCCCUCCUGUCGGGCAGCUCAACACCAGCCCUCCCGUGGUGGAGGAGCCUGAGUCUCCCUCCCAGACAGCUCAGCCCUCGCCGGGACAGACGAGCUGUGACCAGCACCACCAUGUCCAGUUUGAUGGUGUGGAGAAGUCUCGGAUGUCCCCGACCAAGGAGGGGAAAACCCGCCCGCUUCAGCGGCACUCCAGUGGAUGUCUGGUCAACACCAAAAUGACCUCACUGGACCACUGCAGCUCCUCUCUCGGGGAGCGCAUUGACCCCACCAUGCCCCUAGAAAGCCAGUUCUGGUACCACGGAGCGAUCAGCCGGACAGAUGCAGAGUCUCUGCUCAGGCUGUGCAAGGAGGCGAGCUACCUGGUGAGAAACAGCGAGACCAGCAAGAACGACUACUCCCUCUCCCUCAAGAGCAGCCAGGGCUUCAUGCACAUGAAGCUGUCGCGGACGAAGGAGAACAAGUACAUCCUGGGCCAGAACAGUUGCCCUUUUGACAGCGUGCCUGAGAUCAUCCAUUACUACUCCAGCCGCAAGCUGCCAAUCAAAGGUGCUGAACACAUGUCCCUGCUCUACCCUGUAGCCAUCAGGACACUAUAGUGCUCCGGGUCACCUGCAGACGUCGGCCCCCUGCAGCACUCGCCGGGCCACCCUGAGGCCCCCCACGCUCCCUGUCCGUCUGGACAGAGCCCAGUAGACUCAUGGGAAGAUGAACGGUGGCGUCCAAAAAACUGCUGAUCCCGUCUCACCUCACUGGCCGACAGAUUCCAGACCUGUUGCGAAGGCCUACUGCAUACUUAGACAUACAGACUCAAUGUUGCAGAAAUCUUGAUUAUUUUAUUUUAUUUUAUUUUAUUUAUGACUCACACCCACUUCACUCCAUCACAGACUGACUAUCUGAUGAUCAUUUCAUUGAUAUCUUGAGCAGAUUCCCCUUAGCACUUAACAGUCAAAGAAAAAAAGAAAGGUACAACAUUGUGACAUACGUCGCUUCUCUCUUUAAAUGUUGUACCUUUUUUCCUUCACGGUGCACGUCAUGAAAACUGUGCAGGAACACGCUUCGCUCAUUUGGUUAAGGCUCUGCUGUUACUGUAAUUGUUUGCAAGGGGAACUUGAAGAUUGUAGGAGCCGUGUGAGGGAAGAGACAUUUAUGAGGCAUGCUGAGGGAUAUUGUCCAUGUGGGCCCCGUUCAGUCGCCGGGAUAUUGAAUAAACCGGCCUUGUAUGAAUGGUGUGUCCCCAGCUGCGCAGAAAUAACAGGCCUGUGAACAGCGCAGACUGAUCUCUCUAUCUUGUCAUAGCGCAUGCUGUCUGCUAUCCAUCACUGAGCGGUCGUAUCAAACCAAUGACAGUGUAAGUAGCGUGGUGGUGAGACAGGCAGGAAAGCAUGAUGGAUGGGUCAACCUAUCCGACACAGCACAAUUGGCUGAGGCUGGAGACCAGAGCCUGUCCAAAUGGACCAAAUUAGCCCCCGCUGCUCCUGCUUAGAGAGGCUUUGCAUCGGGAGAAUGAAAUACGCCUGCAUUGUCUACCUCAGAAAAAUCAAUUUCAUUCGCCCAUCUGCAGAUCGAUAGGUACAAUGGAAUUGCAGACAUCGAUCCGCCCUCCCUUUGACAUUCCCGAUCCUCUUAAAAAUUGCAUCAUUGUUUUUUAGGAAUAUGAUUUUUGAAUACAGUUAAUCCAAGAUUCUUUUUAAUGAAAACAGAAGCAUUUUUCCAGAUCAGCAAUUGUAUGUAUUGUGACUAAUAUGAUACUGUGUGAUGUCAGUAAGAAAAUGUUUGGUUAAUGCCUUAUAAUGCAUGGGUUCAAAUCUGUCCGCUAGAUCAGCCGAUUUCCAAUUCCGCUUUUAACGAUUGUUCUGUGACUGUAAUUUAUUCUGGGGUGAUUAUUACUGAUGUGUUACUCCUCCGUGAUGGCCCGUCGGGCUCUCCCUUCGCCCUCAUCGUUCUGUGCCGAUGUGAUCGUGUUUUUUCGGGACUACUCCAGCCUCUUUUUAGUGUGGUGCUUUGCUUUCUUUCUUUCUUUUUUUUUUUGGGCUUUCUAAAUGCACGUUUGCCUCGGUGGCCUGACUUCCGGGGCGGGAGUCACGGCGUCUCCUGACCCAGCAGGGGAUCGUGAAGCCUCACGUGAGAGACGAUCGCAUAUCCCCCCCCUGCCCCGGACCAAUCACGGCGCAGCCUGUUUGACCUGGAUAAACACCUACAUGUACCUUCAGCCUGAUUCCACUUUGCAUUCAAAUCUCUCUGUCAUCUACCCUUUACUACCAGAUGUGCAUACGUGUGUGUGUGAGUGAGUACGCAUGUGUGCAGCCUGUUCAUGUGUACAGUGUGUGUGUGUGACUAUGUGUGCACAUGUGUGUUUUCUUACCCGUGCUGGUACAAACUGGUGACGGCCCUCGCUUGAACCUCUUUGGGUGUCAGCGCCUUUUUUUUUUUUUUUUUUUUUUUUUAAAUUUAAAUGUUUUUUUUGUUUGUUUUUUUUUCUUAUUUCUCCCUUGAAUUCAAGAAAGAAGAAUCCAGCCUCGUGACUCGCGAAUUCUCAUUUUCUUUCUUGCAUUCACUCGUCGAACCACAUUGGAUUUUAGCAGCUCAUACGAAUGAUGCUCUCUGUGGUUUAAUAUAACGGACCCAAUAACAUUCGCGCCGACAGCAUCUAAUAUCGCUGACCAAUUACAGCAAGAAGAAGAAGCAGUAUCCACGCCGUGAGCUGGUGCUAAUGAGAGCGCCUAAUGCGCGUAUGAUCAGACUGCCACUUCACAGGAAACUUUGUCAGUCUUAUGAGAGGCCAAAUUGUGUGGUUUAAUGAGCAAAUCCAAGCAAAACAAAAUGGAGAUUUACGGGGGGGCUUUUUUUCGUCCAAGCUGAAAGUGACUGACACUAGGAAUUAAACGAGCAGAACCGCUCAAUAUACAAAGUCAAACAUGGUUUGGUUUUGACUAUAUCUCUCCGCCGAGUGCUAUGCAACUAUGAACUGCAGUCAUUGAAGGGGAAAUGAUUGUGUGCCUCCACCAAAUGUUGGUGACAAAUGCGAUGGUACAAAAAAAGACGUCUACCGGUAAGAGAUGUGAUCAGCAGAAUGACCUGAUUAGUAUUCAGAAAGUGGGAUGUAUACAGAUGUUUUAUUUUGCCGGGGGGCGGUAAGGGAGCAGACGGACGUCGCUGUCGUACGCGGGACGCCUGUUCCUCGUGAUAAGGCGACCUCUGCAGCUUUAUUAGGGGAAACAGCAUGUUGUCGAAAGUGGACCUAUGUAUUUCCUUGAGAGAAGAUAUCCUAAGAAGAGAUGCAAGUGAAAAAUUAACUAUUAUGUGUGAUGUAUGUUCAGAAUGUUCCCUGUCGAAGAGAUCAAAUGUUGACAGUAGAGGCUCUUGUAUUUGGUUGCUGCUGCUGCUGACGGGUGUUGCUCUGCCACAGGAGAGAGCCUGCGUGUGAUGGCCACACUGCCUAGAGAGAGUGGCCUUAGCUCUGGGGAAAGGGAAAAAUGAGAAUAAGGAGGGGGAGGGUGUUCUGACAGGGUGAGGGGGGGGUUCGCUUGCAAUCAGCAGACACACUCCCCGCGUUCGUAUAUUACUAUUACCUUUAACCUGAAAGAGCCCUUCUCCGCCCUCAGAAGUGUCUUAAAGAGUGUGCGUGUGUGUGUGUGUACGCAAAUAUUGUGCAAGCAUGAAACAGUGUUUGUGUGUGUGGUUGUGAGUGUGUGUGUGUGUGUGUGUGUGUGUGUGUGUGUGUGUGUGCGUGCGUGCGUGUGCGUGAACUGGUGUAAGCAACCAUCAGCCAUCGACUUGCCCCGUGUGUAUCUUGUGUAUCACUUUACUUGUGGUAAAGUGGCAUGUGUGAGUUUUCCUUUUCGUGUACAUUUUCGUGCCACGUAUGUAUGCACUACUAUAACAUAUCUCUGUACAGUCCCUCAUGGCCAAAUGUAUAUACUGAAUGUAUUGUAUGGGGACAUAGAGGCAUCAAGGUUCAAAAUAAAUAAAAAAUUGGGUUUAUGA